Eublepharis macularius is the source of this 4606-nucleotide messenger RNA. RefSeq names its product angiomotin like 2 (gene AMOTL2). NCBI's taxonomy places the organism in Eukaryota, Metazoa, Chordata, Lepidosauria, Squamata, Eublepharidae. The record is from RefSeq and is a predicted model, not a curated record. Gene Ontology annotation, cellular component: plasma membrane; cytoplasmic vesicle; bicellular tight junction. The coding region runs from base 272 to 2527 and encodes 751 amino acids. Gene Ontology annotation, biological process: hippo signaling; angiogenesis; regulation of cell migration. The transcript has 10 exons.
UUCUUGCAACACAGGCGGAGGCGGCGCUCUGCGAGGCGAAGGCUACGCUCACGAGCCGCCGAAGCCCGGGACGCCGAGCGCUUGGCUGGGGUGCAGAGCUCCCUUUGCCCGCGGACCAAAGCCCGCAGAGGAGCCGCGUGGAGCUCAGCCGCUGCGAGGCCGUUUCGGGGACUAUGGUCGGGCUCCUUUGGCUGCACGGCAGCUGCUAGAUCCCAGGGAUAGUGUUUUCUGUGCCUUUGGAAAAUCCUGGUUGGCAACCAAGUCGUUGAGAAUGAGGACAGCGGAGGAUUCCUCUGGGACUGUCCUUCAUCGCCUGAUUCAGGAGCAGCUGAGGUAUGGCAACCUCACAGAGAAUCGAACACUCCUGGCAAUACAGCAGCAGGCUCUGCGUGGAGGGGGAAGCGGUGGGAGCCCCCGGUCCUCCCUGGAGAGCCUCACGCAGGAAGAGAGCCAGAUGGUUCAGCAAUCCACACGGCAGGAGCCCCAGGGUCAGGAGCACCACUGUGACCACCUCUAUCUGGAAAAUAACAUGUAUCGGCUCUACCAGCCUCAGCACAAAGGAGAGGAACUUCCCACCUAUGAGGAGGCUAAAGCUCAUUCCCAGUAUUAUGCCCUGCAGCGAGGGCAGCAAGCAGGCGCAGCCUCAGGGGCACUGGGAGAGGGAGGGCAACGUAGGGCCUAUGCCUCUGACGCCAGCAGCAAGCACCAGGAUGAAUCGCUGAAAGAGCUAAGACAUGGGCACGUGCGCUCGCUCAGUGAACGGCUCAUGCAGAUGUCUCUGGAGAGGAAUGGCGCCAAGGCUCAGAGCCACAUGAGCUCUUCUCACAGCUACCCUCAACUUUCCAGGCACUACCAGCUUUGUGUCUCCAGAGGCAAGCUCCCUGAGGAACUGGAGCCCCGUGGUCCCCCUCCAGAAUACCCCUAUAUAAUCCCCUCCCAAGAGGCUCCUGGCAGUUACCUGCCAGACUCCAGGCACCAAUACAGAGAAGGUCCAGGAUUUCAACACCCUGAUAUCAGGGUGAUGCAGGCUCAGAUGGCCCAAGCUUUCCUGCCACAGCAGGCCACGCUGGGCCAGAGUACUCUGGGAUCCCUCACUUCUGCUGGGAUGGAGGCCCUGAUGACAGCCCAGGCAGCUUCCACUGGUAGUCACUUGUCCCAAAUGGAAGCUGUGUUGAUGGAGAACGAGAAGCUGCUGAGAGAGAAUGAGAAGCUGCAGAGAGAAAAUGAGCUUCUGCGGCGGGAACUGGAAAACUUCGGUGAAAAAGCCAACCGAAUCCAGAAGCUGGAAACUGAGAUUCAGCGAAUUUCAGAGGAUUAUGAAAACCUGAUGAAGGCAUCUUCUAAACGUGAGGCACUGGAGAAGACCAUGAGGAACAAGAAGGAUGGGGAGUUGCGGAGGUUGCAGGACUUCAAUCGGGAUCUGAAAGAGCGUUUGGAAUCUGCAAACAAGCAGCUGGCUAGCAGGACACAGGAAAACCAAGAAGCUAACCAAGGGGCUAUGGCAAAACUUCUUGCCCAAAAAUACCAGCAAGAAAAGGAGCAGGAAGUUGCCAUCCUGCGUAGUGCCAAUGAAGACCAACGCCGGCGGGCAGAGCUGUUGGAACAGGCUCUAAGCAAUGCCCAAGUUCGAGCUGCCAAAAUGGAGGAUGAGCUGCGGAAGAAGCGGGCCUAUGUAGAGAAAGUAGAGAGGCUGCAGCAGGCACUGGGGCAGCUCCAGGCAGCCUGUGAGAAGCGAGAGCAGCUGGAACUGCGUCUCCGCACUCGUCUUGAGCAGGAGCUGAAGAUGCUGCGGGCUCAGCAGAGACAGAUGGGAGUGCCAAGUGGAGGAUCUUCUGAGCAGAAUGCCCAUUUACUGUCUGAACAGCUGAGAGAGAAGGAAGAGAAGAUUCUAGCCCUAGAGGCUGACAUGACGAAGUGGGAGCAGAAGUACUUAGAAGAGUGCACCAUGCGGCAGUUUGCCAUGGAUGCUGCGGCCACUGCAGCCGCACAGCGGGAUACAACCAUCAUCAACCACUCCCCACGCCACUCCCCUAACAGUAGUUUUGAUGAGGACCUCUUGCUGGCCAAUCACAAGCACCAGGAAAUGGAGAACAGGUUAAAAAUUCUGCAUGCCCAAAUACUGGAGAAGGAUGCGGUCAUCAAAGUCUUGCAGCAGCGCUCCCGCAGGGACCCUAACAAGGCUCUUCAGGGCUCUCUGCGACCUGCCAAAUCUGUGCCAUCCAUUUUUGCAGCCUCUGGGACCCAGUUUUGGCCAGGCAUGGCUGGCAGUGAAAGUGGUUCCCGAGGGAGUGCAGCUCCCAAGGUCUCAGCAGAAGCUGCCAGCCAAGCAGCUUGUGGCCCUCUUCCCUCCCACACCAAACACGGCAGCAGAGACGGGAGUACACAGACAGAAGGGUCCUCUGAGCCCCCUCAGUGUGAAGAACUUGAGCCACACCUCGAAAGCAGCAGCGGUGCAGCAGAUUCAUUAGAGACUUUGCCAGCUGCUAAAACCCUGGACCUGUCUGACAUGGUGGAGAUUCUCAUCUGAGGAACGGGAGUCCUCUGUGCACAUGACCAGACCUUGCCACUCCUUUCUGCUUUAUCAGUGGACAGUGACUGACCAAAAGCGCACAGACUGGAGAACUCUUUGGCAACUAGGAUGGCCGGCGGAGGGUAGACAGAGACUUUGCAAGGGAAGCUGGAAGGGAAUCCCAAGCAGAUCAGCUGUUGCAUUUUGGGUUGUGAAGCUGCAAUAGCAACAGACUUCCAUUUGUGUUUUGAGUCACCCCGAAAGGUUUCUCUGCUGCCAUGGACUGAGCAAUAGCAGGCAUUCUGUUUGUUGAGGCUGGUGCUUGCAUAGCAGCCACUGGUCCAUGCUUUCUUUGCCACUGGCUCUCCUGAGAGAUGGGAAGGAAGACUGGGAAGUCAAGUAGGACUCUGGUGCUGCCUGGGUGUAGCCCCGAAAGAGGGUGGCAAGCUGGGAUUUGGCACCCCAAGAGGUGGCAUGCCUGAUUCACUGGCUCCUGGCAGGUACCUGGACCUGAAGUGUAAGCUGUCUUAAGCAAAGAGUGUUUGUCUGGUGCUGUUGUGGCUAGAAUUAAUUCCCUGCACCCUGUUCUCGCCCCCAUCCCUGGUCCACCUCCCGCCUCUCAAGCAGGGGGACUGCUGUGGAUACAGAGGGCUACAGACAAUUGGCUACUUUUGGCUGGAGUGUAGAACCUGACCUGUGAUAGGUGCUGCGGCAGAGGAUCAGAGAUGGGGCCUGGUUUUUUGUAUAUAUCUUUUCUUCUGUAACAACAAACCCAAUAGUAAGCAAUAUUUCACUCAGCCACAGUCCCUCUGUUUUGGCUUUUCCUGCCACUUGCAGUGGGGUCUGCCUCAUCUCUCUCUUUGUUCCCUGUCAAGCUUCUUUCUCCAUUGUCUUGCUUUCAGAUUUGUUUUAGCGUUUCUUUUCCCCCCCUUUCUUCCAUUUCAUAUCCUGUUUGUCCAGAGUUAAAUAUCCGCCUUCACAGUCCUUCAGAUUCCAUUUGCUUUGAAGCUGUUUCCCAUGAUGCUUCAGACUGGAAUUUCCCUGCUCUUUGUUUGAAUAGCAGCCGCGAGCCAAGUGUUUCUGUUCAGUGCGUUGCAGUUUCCAAGCUGUGUCCUUUAAACUGGAUACAUCCCCAUGUGGUGUAGAUCAGCACAGCUGUAUUGGGAUGAAUGGCCCUGAUCCCCAGCUGGCAUAAAACGGGGGUCAUUCCAUCUGCAGAAAAUACCGUCUGUUCCAAGGGAAGGUCGUGGUUGGGCCUCUUACAGAUAGGAAUAAUGAGUAUUCAGAUAAGCAGUGCUUUAAAAGUGAAUCGGACCUUGCUCCAAAACAGUGGGAGAAGUGUGAUGCAGUAUGUGUGUGGGGGUUUGUGUUGAGUUGAUUUGUUUGUGAAGUGGGAAAUGUGGCCUGCAGCUAGUCUUCUGCAUUUAUGGGCAUUUAUGGAAAUGAUGUGAGUGAAUAUGGAAAUGCAAAAAUAACUUUCUACCCUGACUGCCUUUUUUAUUUCUGGAAAAGUAUUGAUUACAUACACAAAACACCUCUUUUUCUUUUCUCUCUGGAUCUACUCCAGAAUGUGCAAGUCUUGAUCACUCAAGAGCCUUCUACACUCCUGUCUACUGGCAGCAGGCUUCUGACAGUAGCCCACUCGGAUGUUAACGCAUUUCUCUUUCCACCAAACCCUGGUGCUGUUGCUUUCACGUACUUUUUGACUCCCCCUCUUGUCCCCUGUCUCUGUUGAACAUGUGCAUUUGCUGGACAACUGCAUUUAAAAAAAAUCACCCUCCAUAGUUCUGUAAAAAAAGGUGUUCAGUCGUGCAUUGUUUACAAGUGAAAAACAAAGCAAAAAAAUUAUGAGAGAAAGAGAGAAAAAGACACAUCUUAAUAUAUUUCGUAUUAAUAUUGGUAUACCUUUUAAACUAUUUUUGUGCUGUGAACUUUUUUUCUGCCAAAGACAAUGAGGGGUGUUUUUUUUGUGCGUUUUAAGUUAUCUUAAGUAUUUAAAUGUAAACCUGGCUGUUUUAUUAUGCCGCCUUAUACCGAGAUUGCUGUAGCAUUCCACUUGGUAUAACAGUAUUUUAAUUAAAAAAAUUGUCUAACAAA